ACCCCUACGUCAAAGUCUGUCUCAUGUGUCAAGGAAGACGCAUCAAAAAGAGGAAGACCAGCGUACAGAGGAACACUCUCAACCCUGUCUUCAACGAAGCGCUUGUCUUUGAUGUGCCCCAAGAGAGUGUGGAGGAUGUCCAUUUACUGGUCAAGGUCGUAGACUACGACAGAAUCGGAAGUGACGAGUUCAUGGGUUGUGUGACCUUGGGACCCAAAGUGGGAGGUCAAGGCCGGGAGCACUGGUACGAGAUGUUGGAGACUCCGCGGCGCCCUGUGGCCCAAUGGUACCCCUUGAUGGAGCAACCACCGCUUCCCGCCCCCAGCAACGGCAAAUGUUGUCUCCGACAGCGACAGUCAACAGAGGAUUCGGUGGCUAGCGAUAACAACAACAUUGGCUGACGCAAAAACUUGCUAGAACUUCGAUCAGUUAACAGAUGAAUGAUUGAUUUAUCUCGAUAUCUGCAUCAGAGAGCAGAUUUUUUUCUGUCUGGAGAACUCUGGUCGGUUAUCUAUGAUUGAUUUGUCUCUAUAUCGAGGUCAGAAAGCCCGUCAUUUUUCUGGUGCACUGCCCAAAGGUAGCCCGUUUUGUGUGGUCGUGAUUUUUCUCUCACACUGCCAGGUAUUUCGUGGCCCUAGUGUUGUCCCAUGCGGUGGUCAGUGUGGCCAGAGGGUUUCGAUCCUUCGACAUGACGUCACCUUGGCUGUAUGGAUGAAAAGCAUCUUUCAUAGUUGUUUGUUUGCCUGUGCGACGCCAAGAGAACUGAACAAUGGGAUGUAUCUUCACUCUUUACAUUUCAUGUUUUGUGAACUUUGUGGCUGAUCGGGGGCGGGAGGAGGUGGGUCGUGGUAUCUGUCUUGAUUUUCGAGAAAUUCCACCUGUCGGGGUGGGAGUACUUAACCUUAUAUCACCGUUUCCAUUUUAUUGGUUCUUGCCCACGUUCUGUUUUUACCCCUCCCAACCCCCACCCCCAAAAAGAAAUUAAUAAAUUCUUAUAUAUUCUGGGAUGCUUUUUUAUUAUUUACAUUCAUAAGCGGAUGGAAGUUGACCAACUGUUUUAGGCAGAUUUAUGUUGGCCAAAACUUUGGAUUGAAAAAGCGUAAAAAUGUGAGCACGAGAAGUAUGUGUGACCAAUAAUUUGUUAUAAAAUCGCUACCAGAUGUGGGCUUAUGAUAAAUGGAGUCUUACAUGGCUCUGAAAUGCCAAAGUUUGAUAUUAUUUUCUGACUGUGUCACAGAGAUUUUCCAUACAUCAUUCUUAUUUCAGCCUUGAUUUCUGUUUAUUAAAAUAAGAACAAUGGUUUUAUUAUUCUGGAAACGAGAUAGCUUCUAAAACCAAUCUAAAA
Messenger RNA from Aplysia californica (California sea hare), 1345 nucleotides. Its product is annotated as synaptotagmin-9. NCBI's taxonomy places the organism in Eukaryota, Metazoa, Mollusca, Gastropoda, Aplysiida, Aplysiidae. Gene Ontology annotation, cellular component: membrane. Gene Ontology annotation, molecular function: phosphatidylserine binding; calcium-dependent phospholipid binding; clathrin binding. The record is from RefSeq and is a predicted model, not a curated record. Gene Ontology annotation, biological process: regulation of calcium ion-dependent exocytosis; cellular response to calcium ion; regulation of dopamine secretion.